UGUAUCGUUAUCGGUUCUGCACAUGCUGAUUUUGUAUUAUUUGGCUUUGAAUAGUUUCUUAUGUUUAUUUGGAAUACAUAAAAAUGGCGUACAUUGCGCUUAGCGAAGCGGAGAAAACCUUUAUUUUACAUGGCGUUGAGGAGGACUUUCGCUGUGACGGGCGUUCGCGCCGUGAUUAUCGGCCCAUGGAGCUGGAAACUGGGCUGGUGAGCAAUGCCAGUGGCUCGGCGCGUCUACGUUUGGCCAAUACAGAUAUCCUGGUGGGUGUGAAGACUGAAAUUGAUGUACCAAAUCCUUUAACGCCAGAGUUUGGCAAAUUGGAAUUCUUUGUCGAUUGUUCUGCAAAUGCAACACCCGAAUUUGAGGGACGGGGCGGCUCUGAUUUGGCACAGGAACUAAUACUUUCGCUUCAGAAUGCCUACGAAUCGCCGUUUGCCUUUGACUAUCGCACCCUGUGCCUAAUACCGGGUCAGCAAUGCUGGAAACUUUAUAUAGACAUUUUAAUUCUGGAAUGUGGUGGCAAUCUGCACGAUGCUGUCUCGCUAGCAGCCAAGGCGGCGCUCUUCAACACAAAGUUGCCGCGCGUAACUGCAACUCUGAUGGACGCUGGCAUCACGGAUCUGAUAAUCUCCGAUAAUCCAUAUGACUGCACACGCAUUGGCAUUGAUGCGGUGCCGCUGCUGGUAACCGUUUGUAAAAUUGGUGACUUUUGUCUGGUCGACCCCUCGGCCGAGGAGGAGGUGUGCAGCACGGUCAGCAUGGUUGUCUCCGUCUCCAUGCGUAACAAUGAAGCAUAUCUCGCUGGCACCCACUUGACCGGCGGCGGCUCCAUGCACAGGGACACCAUGCUCAGUAGCAUCCAAUUAGGUGUCUCGAUAGGUGAGCAGCUAAACAGUUUGCUCGUUAAGAUGCUUAAAGCGGAACAGGAGCGUGUAGGGCCAAAACGGCCAAAAACUGUUGGAUUUCUUAAGUAAAGCGCUUUUUAUUUAAUAUGAAAA
Molecule: messenger RNA, 998 nt
Organism: Drosophila grimshawi
Lineage: Eukaryota; Metazoa; Arthropoda; Insecta; Diptera; Drosophilidae
Gene: Rrp42
Product: exosome complex exonuclease RRP42
Exons: 5
Coding region: 84-974 (296 amino acids)
Biological process (GO): nuclear polyadenylation-dependent rRNA catabolic process; U4 snRNA 3'-end processing; U5 snRNA 3'-end processing
Cellular component (GO): nuclear exosome (RNase complex); cytoplasmic exosome (RNase complex)
Source: RefSeq, a predicted model, not a curated record